AGCGGUAUCGCACUUGGGGCAUAUGGCUCACAUGGUCUUUCCAAAGUCGUUGGAAAUGAUGAAACCAAAUUAAAGAAUUGGAACACUGCCGCCCAUUAUCAAAUUAUUCAAGGUGUCGCUUUGUUAGCGAUAUCAUCUAUUCCAACCAGUGUUCGACGCAUUCAUCCUGCUGCCCAGCCUCUUAUCAUGGGAGGAACCAUCAUGUUUAGUGGAACCAUCUACUUGUUGACACUAAAAAGAGAAAAAUUCCGAGCACUUGGUCCAGUCACGCCACUAGGUGGGUUGGCAAUGAUGGCUGGU
Rhizopus microsporus ATCC 52813 is the source of this 300-nucleotide messenger RNA. RefSeq lists its product as uncharacterized. The annotation marks the transcript as partial. NCBI's taxonomy places the organism in Eukaryota, Fungi, Mucoromycota, Mucoromycetes, Mucorales, Rhizopodaceae. The transcript is spliced from 2 exons. The record is from RefSeq and is a predicted model, not a curated record.